GCCAGUUGAGACCAGCGCGCACAAAAGCAGCGUGCGUGGGUCGGCUAGCUAGCCCUAGCUGGUCGCAUUCGUCUCCAUUUGUCGAAGCAACGACCCACAGGCGAAAAGGCUGCCUCCCAAGGCGCACAGUAAGUAGGACACACCACUCACUCUAGAGCAGGGCAGCCUCCACACGCCUCCAAACGCGACGCAACGCACAAGCAUGGACGGCUACCACUACCCCCGGGACCCCUUACCGGAAAACGACCCGCCGCCGCCUCCGUUAACAAAGUCCAUGGAGAGCGCCGCCUUCGCCAAUAGAACGGCACUGGAGGAACUCGUUUUUGAGGCGAACCGCGCGGAACGCGAGGCGCGCGCCAUUAAAUUACAGGACGCCGAGGACCUGGCUCGAAAAGCGGACCGGCAGUUGUCUCAAGAUAGGGCGCAAGCUCGAAGGUGUUUGGAAAGACUCAAGCAUGACAGAGGCGACGAGGUCGGGAGGGCCCUCGCGGCCGUCGACGCGUGUACGUUGUUGGGGAGCUGGACCCAGUGGAUGCGAGAAGGUAAUGAUGAUGCACACGUCCCCACAAAAUGCGCGCGGAAGUGGCGGCGCUUCGCCUCACCAGAAGCGGACUGGGACGUCGAGCACGUCACUUCCCAAAGUUAUGGGAAGAUGGACGGUGCGAAGCCGGGCGCCGGACUUGUCUUGAGGGCGGAGCCCGUCGCUGCCGUGGAUGUCGUCCCUUUGACGGAUUUCGAGGGAGAACCCUCCGCAGAACCUUUAGCGGCGCAAUUGAAACGAUGGUUCUGCGACGCAAUUGGGUUGAGUAAAGUCGCGUGCACGGACGCGUCGCUGCCUGCAUUACCGUCGCUACAACAGGGCGACUGGAUGAAAUUGAGACAUGAUAGGGGCCGGUGGGUCCGCGUGUCCGGCAUCGAUCGCGUGAGGAAACGCGUGGAGAUCGACGCCGCGGCGGAGAUGCCUCCACCCGUGGCUCGUUCUUUAGGUUUAAAGGACGACGCGGGCAUGGGCGCGUCGUCCGUCGAACCUUAUGAAUUAUGGGGCGCGGUGGUGGUACGGGGCCUCUGGCCGCCUUUCACUGCGUACAAGCUGCCGGACGGUGCCGAGCGUCGAAGCGAGGGCCUCGCGAAGUUGGUGCGGUGGGCGUCCGAGGACGACGGGCCCUCUACGACGAUGAGGCGUCGGGUGCAGAAGGCUUCCACAGUACUCUUCGAGGCGCCGUUCCUGGAGCUGGCGCGCGCGGAGGAGCGCGCGCUCUUACUAAGGUGGACGCCGCGGUGGACGCGGCGCGACACGUCCACGAACGCAAAAGUCGCGAGCGACGACCGGGCCGUCGCCGGCAAAGUAUCACUGGACAAGCUGUCGAGUGAUGAAGUCCGCGCGCUCCUCCUGAGGCCGCAUCGACUGGAAGAGGUUUAUGGAAGGACCUGGGCCUCUUUGCGAAUAGACGGCGCGCGGUGUGCGAGGGCAAGAGACGCGGGGGACUGGGAGCGGCUCGGGGUCGUCCAGCGGUCUCACAUGAAGCUGCUCGGGAGCGUCGCGGAGAAGUAUAGGUUGCAGGGCGUGCCCGAGAAGCUCGUGGUCAAGCUUGCUGAAAGGCAAGCGGCUUGCUCUCUCAAGUCGGAGGCGGCCGCGGCCGAGGCGGACUACGCGAUCAAGCUCGACGUCUUCCGCGCGGGCGCGUGGCAGCCGGUCUACGCGGGCCCCGGCGCCGGCUGUAGGGUGGAGAACCUGAGGCCCCUGACGCGCUACAGGGUACGGUGCUGCGUCGCGGCGGCGCGCGGCCAGGUUUCAAGAUUUGCGGCGCACGCCUUCUGUACGGCCGGGCCCGCGCCGAAGAAGCCCAAAAUCAUCCGGUGGUACAAGACGCCGCCUGACCCUUGUAAAGUAGCCACGGGGCCGGGCUGGUGCGAGCGCACCUGCGAGUUACAAUUAGCGCCGCCGCGGCCGUCGCGGGACGCCGUCUACGUCGUCGAGGUCCGGGACGCCUCAGAUGACGCCUGGCGGCGUUGCUACCGGGGCGGUUCUGAUAGAGCGCUCGUGCCGAACCUGACGGCGGGGCGCUCGUACUUGUUCCGCGCGGCGUUCUGCGUCGGGGAGACGCUCGCGAAAUUCGGCCCUUCAAUGGAGAUUGCGGUGCCCGGCGUGCUGCCGGCCGGCGGCGCCGUCCCGCCGGCGCCUGUUGAAGAGUCCUCCUCCGCGACAGAAGAAGAGGAGGAGGACGUGCCGACGACGGUCUUGGAUGACGAGUGGCGCGUCGCGUGGUCCGAGGAGAAGCGGCGGCCCUUCUACCACAACGUCGCGACGGGGCGGAGCCAGUGGACGCCGCCGCUGAGCGUGGGGUGAGUAAAAUGUUCACGGCAGGCAGCGGACGUUUCCAGAUCGUUUAGAUUCACAAACUUAGUACAUAGCGCCAAGCCAACUAAUCCGACUCAUGGCCAA
Pelagomonas calceolata is the source of this 2443-nucleotide messenger RNA. The record is from the annotation of a GenBank genome assembly. NCBI's taxonomy places the organism in Eukaryota, Pelagophyceae, Pelagomonadales, Pelagomonadaceae.